AUGAAUAAAAAUAUUGCGUUGAAUAAGCCAGCACGGCAGGAAUAUCCUUUCAACAAUGAGUGGGUAGCGGGUCUUGCUGUUGACGGACGGGAAUCGGAUCUUGAUGCUAAUGGCGGACAGUGUACAAUAUCAGAUAAUGGAAAAUCAACAGCAAUGUGGCGGGUUGAUCUGGAAAGAGUAAACAGCAUACACCACAUCUUUAUACAGUUCAGAACGGCUAACGUUCCCUGGGACGUGAAUAACAUAUACACGGGGAGAUUCAUGGGAUACUCUGUCUACAUAUCAAACACGACCAAUAAAGACAAUGGAGUACUGUGUUUUAAGGAUACCAAUUAUACCAGAGCCACAAUACCCAACCCUACAAACAUAACGUGUAUCACACACGGGAGAUACGUCAUUUACUACAACAACAGAACUCAUCCUCCGUAUCCUUCUGGGUAUUCUGAACAUGCAUUUAACUGUCUUUGUGAAGUAGAAGUUUACGGAUGCCCGACCCCGGGAUUUUAUGGAAAGGAUUGUUCCUUAUCUUGUCCUCGGAACUGUCAAGAAAGUCGUUGUAACAUUGUAAAUGGAACGUGUCUGAGUUGUGUUGAUGGAUACAGAGGUCCAAUUUGUAAUGAACAAUGCAGCGGCAAAAUGUAUGGCCUGGAAUGUAAGCAGAUUUGUGGAAACUGUAUAAACAAAGAACAGUGUCAUCAUGUGAACGGAAGUUGUCUGAAUGCUUGUGACAACGGAUUUUAUGGCACCAGAUGUGACUUAGCAUGUCCUGAAGGUCGUUAUGGUUUAAACUGCCAGGAACAGUGUAACGUCAACUGUGGAGUUUCAUACAGAUGUGACAGGGUGACAGGGCAGUGUGAAGGAGGAUGCCAAGUGGGAUGGAAAGGCACCCCCUGCGAUACAGAAUGCAAUGAAGAAAAAUUUGGAAGGAACUGCAAAUAUUCGUGUGGCAACUGUCUAGACAAAGAACAGUGUCAUUAUAUAAAUGGUACUUGUCUUAACGGAUGUGAUAGUGGUUACUAUGGAAAGAAAUGUAAUGAAGUUUGUAAUAACAAUACCUAUGGACCAAGAUGUUCUUCAAAGUGUGGGAAUUGUCUCUACUUGUAUGGAGAACAAUGUGAUCACGUGACUGGUCAAUGUCCACGUGGAUGUGACGUUGGUUACCAUGGCGAUCAUUGUGACCAAGUGCUUCAGUUGCAAACUACUUCUGAAACUACGGAGUUAACAAAACACUCAUUUACUCCAUUAUAUGUCUGUAUUGCUGUCAUUAUCUUAAGUGGGCUGCUAAAUGUGAUUCUAAUAGUCAGACUACUUAGAAUCAGUGUGUGUAGACGGCAAAAGGACCAGGAAAAUAUAACUAGACAUAACGAAGGAAUCACCAAUGAAUCAAAACACCUGAAACAUUCUCCUAAAUCCGGGAACAAGCAAGGAGAAGACAAUUCUGCUUAUUAUGAACUAGGAGACUUCUCACAAGCAUCUCAAUACGAUAAACUUCCUUGAUCAAAUAAUACAAACCAAAGCAGUCGAUGUAAAGUUUUGUUUUUUGAAUAGUAUACGCAUAUUGAUUUUGUAAAUAUAAGAGAAUAAAAACGUCAUAGAUCAAAUAAUUGU
This is a messenger RNA of Magallana angulata, 1608 nucleotides long. Its product is annotated as multiple epidermal growth factor-like domains protein 10. The record is from RefSeq and is a predicted model, not a curated record. Gene Ontology annotation, molecular function: scavenger receptor activity. The coding region runs from base 1 to 1497 and encodes 498 amino acids. Lineage: Eukaryota; Metazoa; Mollusca; Bivalvia; Ostreida; Ostreidae. The transcript has 10 exons.